This is a messenger RNA of Pelobates cultripes (western spadefoot toad), 38370 nucleotides long. The record is from the annotation of a GenBank genome assembly. Lineage: Eukaryota; Metazoa; Chordata; Amphibia; Anura; Pelobatidae.
AUGGAAGGAGAUUGGCGAAGCAGUCUGCUAACUGCUACAGUGCCUGGAGAUUACCUUCUGGGAAGAUCUGGCUGCACAAGAACACCCCAGAGGUCUGGGAGGCAGCUUCACAGGCUAUAGGCUAAACGAGGGCCACAGAGUCCAACCCUAGCAAUGAGAUAACAAGGGUGACAACGUCUAACCCCAUAAGGCAGCACCACUAGUCGGGCAAGGGAAGAUAUAGGCUGAAGCUAUAGAAAGCUACGACGUUAAGAUACAGAAUAUAAAUGUAGAAAAGCAAACCACGUCAGCGAACCUUCAAAGUGCGGUUGCAGGAAGGUUAUAUGUUACUGGUUAUAUGUUUGACUGUUGAAACUUGGUCUUGUGACUACCAAUGCCAAUCUCACUAUACAACUACGAUGGGAGAAGCAGAUCGGGAAUUGGGAGUGUAGACUAGUCCCACACUCGAGAUGCCACCAAACCUGAGGUACAGAGAUAACACACACUGAGACACGAAACCUCAAGCACGCAUGGCAAGGACGGGACACGGUUAGGGUAUAAAGAAUUGGUCGAGCUCUUGGCUCCGAACCAUAUAGGACUUUAUAGGUACCACACCUCUUGUCUCCAGACACGGAAGGGCUAGCCAACAGUUGUAGUACAAAGUUCAAACCCACUCCACGACCCCUAGAGGCUACGCGGAAUAGUAGCCACACCCGAAUUUGGGUAUUAGUAGUGACGACUACCAAUAUGCUCUCUCCCAGUUACUCCCCCUUACCCCUUAACCCGCUAUUCACUAUCCUAGCCACCAAAGUCAAACGACUCAAGACAGCCCAUAACCACGACCACGAACAACCAUACCCUGAACGAGGAAAUCCCGAGCCCAAGGGGAAGCCAAAUAUAAAGUUUAGUCUCCCGGUGAAUGCUACACUGAAGCGCAACACAAAUAUAACUCCAGUGACAGACAGCUAUUACCCACUGAAACCACAACAUGAAAAUAUACUCACAUAACGUAAAAGGUCUAAACACCCCGUACAAGCGCCACUGCCUCUUUAGGGACUUGAAACAAGAACAAGCAGAGAUAAUAUGCCUCCAGGAAACACAUUUUAAAACAAACCCAACCUUAAGACUAGACUUAUUCCCUCACCAAUUCCACGCCACAACAGGACACAAAUCCAAAGGAGUGUCAAUACUCAUUAGCAACAAAGUCGCAUUCACACACCACGACUCCUAUAUCGACCCUUUGGGCAGACACAUAAUAUUAGUAUGCACCAUAAAUAACACCCUAUACACCAUAGUCUCCAUCUACGCACCAAAUACAGACCAAAGAAAUUUCCUUCACAAGUUGUUAACUAAAAUAACACAACUACAGAAAGGCAUGUUGAUCUUAUGUGGUGAUUUCAAUCACAUUACAGACCCAAAGCUAGAUUCCACAGCGCAACUUAGCUCCAAACCCAGAUCAAAACAGACUCAAGCGUGCACAAAAUAUCAGAAACUAUUAGAGGACCAUCAACUAUACGAUUCGUGGAGAGUACUUCAUCCACAGUUAAAAGACUACACGUACUACUCUGCACCGCACAAAACGUACACGCGGAUAGACAGAUUCCAUACCCACAGACAACAUCUAGACCAGAUACUAGACUGCAAUAUCCACACGAUCAGCUGGUCAGACCAUGCAGCAACAACACUAACGAUCAAAGACCAAUACGACUUCAAGCACAAAAGCCCAUGGAGACUACUACACAACCCGACGAUCAUUCAACACCUAGAGGAAGAAAUCACACAAUAUUUUAACGUGAACAAUACAGAGCACACUAACAUAGACAUGAUAUGGCAGGCGCACAAACCAGUCAUUAGAGGCUUGCUGAUUCAAACAGCAGCAAGGACCAAGCGUGCCACCCAGGCACAAUGGAUAACAUGGAACACUCAACUGUCGGAUCUCACCGCCAAACACAAAACAUCCCCGACAGUAUCACUGCACACCCAAAUCAAGUACUUACAGGACAAAAUUAAAGAACACACACUACAAAGAGUGAGCUACAACUUACAUAGACUUAAACAACAACAAUAUACACAAGGCAACAAAGCGAGCAAAUUACUAGCAGCUAGACUCAAAAGCAGAACAACUAACAGCAGAAUACAAUACAUCAUAGACCAGAAUAACAAAAAACUCAUCUCCCCGGUGGAGAUAAGCAACGCAUUCGCCUCCUACUACGAAAAAUUAUAUAAUUUAGAGACCUCGGACCAAUUAAAACAAAGGGAUGAAGAUAUACAUGCAUAUCUAGCAAACACACAACUACCGACACUAUCACCCUCCCAGAUGGCAGAAUUAACAGCCCCCGUGACGACACAUGAGGUAGGAGCUGUGAUAAAAGCACUGCCGAAAAAUAAAGCACCGGGCCCCGACGGCUUCACUAACCUGUACUACCAGAAAUUCCAACACAUUUUAUCACCUUACCUUGCGCAACUAUUUAACUAUGCCACCCAAACUAGCACACUUCCCAAGGAAUUACUCACGGCACAUGUUAUUACUCUCCCCAAACCAGGCAAACCACCAACUCACUGCCCCAACUUCCGUCCGAUAUCACUCCUCAACACCGACGCUAAAUUAUAUGCCAAGGUCCAUGCACAAAGACUGAGCCGCAUACUACCUCACCUGAUCCACACAGACCAGGUGGGCUUCGUAGCUGGAAGGCAGGGAUCAGACAACACACGCAAAGUACUGGACCUGUUGCACAGCAUGAGGAGGGGGGGAAUCGGGGGCCUUCUGGUGUCCUUGGACGCGGAGAAGGCCUUCGAUCGCCUUAGUUGGUCUUUUCUGCAGGCAGUGCUACACAAAUUCUCAUUCCCACAACAAUUCAUCAACGUGAUUAGAGCCCUAUACAACAAGCCCACAGCCAAAGUCGUGACAGCCGGGUUCUGCUCAGAACCCUUUAAGAUCACAAACGGGACGAGACAAGGCUGCCCAAUGUCGCCUAUGCUAUAUGUCUUAGCAUUAGAACCACUAGCAGCCAAAAUUAGAGAUGAAAUCUCCAUAAAAGGAGUCACGCUGGGAACCAAGGAAUAUAAACUAAGUAUAUUUGCUGAUGACAUAUUUUUGACACUGACAGAACCAUUUAUUUCACUGCCCAACCUUAUGAAACACAUAGAACAAUACGGGAAAUUCUCCUAUUACAAACUCAACUUAACUAAAACACAGGCUAUGGGGAUAAAUAUCCACAAACAACAAAUGGAAACACUAAAGGAGAAAUUCCCAUUAGACUGGCGUACAGACUUCCUAACAUUCCUAGGCCUCAAAAUCACGAAAAACCCGGUACACCUUUUCAAGCUCAAUUACUUGAGCAUUUUAUCGAACUUUAAAGACACCCUAAAAACCUGGGAAGGAAAAUACAUAUCCUGGGUAGGCCGUAUAACGGCAGUAAAAAUGACGCUCCUACCUAAACUCCAAUAUCUCUAUAGAACUUUACAAAUUCCACUGCCCAAGAGCUUCUUUCUCACGACCCAAAACUUACUCCUCAGAUUCGUGUGGCAAAACAAAAAGAUUAGAAUAGCCACCAAGAUUAUACAAAGAGAGGUGAAUAAAGGCGGUCUUGGGUUCCCCGACAUACAAUCUUAUUACACUGCAGCAAUCCUCCAUACAAUAUCACAGCUUAUACCACGACCAGACCAACCACAAUGGCUGGAAGUAGAAUCCUAUUGGGCCCACCAUACCACAAUCUAUUCAUACUUAUGGACCCCGAAACACUGCAGACACACGACACAGCAUCUACUCCCCACAUCCCAAUUAUUACUAGAAAUAUGGGACUCCGUACAGAAAAAAGUGACGGCCUACCAACCCAUACCCCUAGCGACUCCAAUGGAGGUGCUGUCCAGGAUCAUACCAACACUAAAUCCAAAAAGUUGGUUAGAGCAUGACAUUAAACUCAUUGAACAGCUAUAUGAUGGGGGGAAAUUCAUGCAAUUCCCGGAACUACAAACCAUGUAUAACCUCCCCAGCAAGAUGCUGUUUCCGUACCUGCAACUUAAGUCAUGCCUACAACACACCCGACCCCAAACACUACACGACGAACUUCUCCAGAAAUUAUCUACCUUUGAAAAAAUUUGCACAAACACAUUACCCCCCAAAAAAGUGUUAUCACUGUGCUAUAAAGCCUUGAUCCAUUCCCAGACUAACAUUAAAACCACGUACAAACAUGCCUGGCACAAAGAACUGAACCGCACAAUCAGUGAGGAACACUGGACAAAAGCAUACUCAUCACACAAAGGCAUCACGUCAUGCACUAACCACUUAGAACUCCAAAGGAAAAUUUUAUAUCGCUGGUACCUGGUACCAGAGAGGAUUCAUAAAAUAUGGCCACAAUCCUCCACGAAUCAAUGCUGGAGGUGCAAGCAACAGGUGGGAACGAUGUUACACACAUGGUGGUCCUGUGAUAACAUACAACCAUUCUGGCGCAAGGUGGGACAUCUCAUUCAACAAAUAACGAACACUAACGUAGAGCCCACGAUAGAGAUGUGUCUCCUAUACAUACCGCCAGAAGAAUUAACUAGGGUUCAAUGGGCAGUCACAUACCACAUUUUAAUAUCAGCUGCAUUAGUGAUAGCUAGAUCAUGGAAAUCACCUACUACACCGAACUUCAGUACCCUCCUUACCCAAAUCAACACCAACUGGCAGUACGAAUCAAUGCUGGUACAACAAAGAGGCCUAAAUAAAACAAUGGCAAAAGCCAACUUGGUCUGGAAAGAAUACUGGAAGGCGAACAAAGAUGUUCAUACCUCACCACACCCCAAAUAACUCACCUGUAACCACAACAACCACGGAUAUACUUAAUGGGGCACCAAAACAGUUUAGAGCCACACCAUGGCCCAAGAAAAGAGUUGGCCCCCAAUAUCCAACUCUGACGAGCAAGAGACAUAGCAAAUAAUACCACGACAUAACCCAAGGAAUAGGAGGAGCAGUGGGGAGGUGUCUGACACAAUUCACCAGUAGCGGGAGGUAGACCAGCCAAACAUAGGCACACUCCGGGAGAACAGUAACUAAAAACCAACAGGAAACGAGUCAGGGAACACUCAGGACGCUAUUGCCCAACAAGAUAUACAGGACCCUCUGAACAGGGUAAAUGCGGGUGGCAAACCCUCUCACCCUCCCCCCCCCGGCCCCCCCCAGCCAUCCUACCACACAGGAGCAAUAUUGAUACUACAAUAUAUGUAUGAUGUUACUGACAAUGCUGUACAAUGUGGUUAACCCCUCACUUCCCCUCUUCUUUCUGUACCCCGAAUUCUGUGAAAAUAAAAAUUGUCAAAUUGAAAAAAAAAAAAAAAAUGCCCCCAAAAAAAAAUGUUUGGAUACAUAGUGGUUUAAGUAUCCAUUUUUGAUAUUUCUGCAGUGUUCACUUAGUCUAAUUUUCAAGCACUUUGUGGUCAUUCCAACAUACUGGAGGCCAUAUGGGCAUUCAAGCAGAUAGAUCACAUUUUUAGUAUUACAACUUAUAAAUUCCUUAACUUUGUAAGUUGUUUUAAAUGGAUACUUAAACCACUCUGUAUCCAAACAUUUUUUAAAUUACAACAAAGAGCCUAAAAUGUUAAAAUGUAUGGGGAUAAAAAAAUGCACCUUACCCUGGAGGGGAGGUGAUAUGAAAAAUAUCCUAGUAAAAACAGAAAUGGAAUGGGUCUAUAGGUUACAGACCCUUGCACCUCAAGGUCUAAAUUCAGGCUUUGAUCUGUGUAAUUUUCUAUGACUACGUACAUUAUUUGUUACAAUUCUGUUAAGGUACUCUUUAUUUUUCCUUCUCUCUUAAAUAUAUGUUUUAUAUUUUAAUCUUUUAAGUGACACACCAUAUGUUCUUAAGAUAUAUAUUUUAUUUUCAUCCCUUUCUCAGUUGCAUUUUCAUUCUAUUACAUAAUGUUUUUUAUUCAUAUAUACUAAUAUUGGGGCACAAUUUAGAUCAUUUACUUCUAUUUUUCAUCUCCUUUUAUCUAUUUUUAAUUUAUUUAACCGGCAUGUAUUUAGUUACUGCCGUUUGAUAUAUAUCUUUUGGUCCCCUCUACUACCUGUAUUUGAGCCUCCAAGGAGUGAGAGCGACUGACUAUUGUCAGUUUUAAGCCAGACUCUCGCCGCUCCUCCCACAUGCACGGUGACCGGCAUGACUACAUUUCCCAAGGAGUUUAGCUCCAACAUGCCACGUGUUGCUGGGAGUGGUCUACUACCCUUACGAGCGAGCAAUCCGCCGCUUGCCGUUAAGUGCCCCGUACUACAUUUCCCAUGUAGCUUUGCCCUAACUAUCCCCAAUCACGUGAUACUUAAAUUUUAUAAAUAUUUCAAUAUUCAAGCCUCGUUUUUAUAUAUAAAUAUAUUAUAUGGUAUACAACAGUCUUGCCUAUAUAACUGCAAAGAUUCAACUUGUUUUAAUUAUGUUUUAAUACUUGUCUGUAAUUGGUGGAACCGCUUUUUGGCUCCAAUUUUAACCACUGUGUAUUCUUAUAAAUACUGUUUCAUGCCAGGUAUAUUGUUCUAUUACCAUUUUGAUAAAGCCUUAAAGGUGAAACACGUUAAUGGUUUUAAAUUGUGUAUUUUAAAACAAUAAAAGUUAUUUUUGGUUACCUUUUUAUAGGACCAAUCUUCUACUUAUUUUAUUGUAUUUUAUAUACACUUUUAUUAACAUUUUUCCUGGCAUUUUAAUUGUAUCCUGAUUCAAGAAAUCCAUAGGUGGCGAUAAUUCCACCAGAGCUGUGUCAAUAGAGCAGUAUUUCCUGCUCUACACUUGUGAGUAUAUUUUAUUUUAUUUUAUCUAUUUUAUUUAUUUUCCAACUGAGAGCACUAUUGCUGUUUUUCAUACAUAUAUUGUGGAGUACGACAGAACCAAAGCCGGACGGAUGGACUCACUUCUCCAGUAUAUCCUUUAGCGGGGAUCAUACCGCUAAGCGCCUUUCAUCCUAGAGCUGGCCUAAGCUCCGCCAAAUGUGAGUGUAUUAUCCUCCUUUUUAUCUAUUUUACCUUUGGAUCUACAAUAUUUCACCAUUGGCAGUUUGUCGUGUUUUUUUAUCUUCACAUAUACGGAUUAUCUACAACCCGGACGGAUCCACUCCUGAGGAUUGUACACAUAACCUAUCCAAAUAUAAGUGAGACGUUUUAUUGAUUAUUAUUGAACAUUUUACUACUUGGAUGGACUUUGUUUUAUUUACUUUUUUCUGUUGUUUCAAUAGAGACUAUAUUACCCAGGCUUACUUAUUACUGUCUAUCCAUUCAGGCCAUUUGGUUUGAUUUCUACGGUACCAAUCUCUGUAUUUUAGCGCAGCCCUUACCUCCUCUUUUUUUAUCUGCUUACACCUCUGUUACUUAGCGCAGACUCUUCCCCCUUGUUUUUUCUUGAAUUUCAAGUGUUGGAAGCAGGGAAAAUGGGCAAGAGAAAAUAUCUCAGUGACUUUGAUGAUGAUGAGAGGGUGAUGGUGUGAGGGAGGGGGAGAUGGGGAUUGGGGGGGGACGACUAUACCUUAAUUCCCUGGUGGUCCAGUGGCCAUAAAUUCCGGUCAGACCAUGAACCUGGCGAGACCCAGUCAGAGCGUUGCCGUGGUAACCCGCGGCAACGCUCUGAUUGCUCAGAUCUCGCGAGACACAUGGUCUGCAGCUCUGCUCACUGCGGAGCUGCAGACCGGUGUCUGCGAUGGGCGCAGGAGGGGCAUCGCACGCUGCGGAAUAUUAAGCAAGCCGCCAGGCCCCCUUCUGGUGUUGGGUCAGACACAGUUUGCCCAGGGUACCCCCCUAGUGAGUGGCACCCUGGGCAGACUGCCCCCGCCCACCCCCCUCUCAGUACGCCACUGUUCCAAUUACUCCUUCACACCAGCACAUAUGUAUACACGACUGCCAGGCUAUGCAACCAUACCAACAAUCAUGUUGAAAAGUAAUUAUUUUUUAUUGCAAACUAAUUUUGUUUACAAAUGAUGCCAUAACUACAGAGAGCUCACAAUGCAGCGACAAUGCAAGCCUCUGAACAAUGAAUACAGACACCAGCUCUCUGUAUCCAGCGCUGCAAGUCUGCCCUUCAAUAUAACUACAGCUCCUUAUACACACACGUGUAAAAACAGAAAACUGAGUCACUGAUAGAGUUGUAUAAGUGAAAAAGGAGCUAAUAUGGUGAACCUCACAACAACACUAAACAAAAUAAAACAAAUACUUAUACAGAGUAUAAGGGACACACACACUGCAACCCAUAUUUAUUUUUUCACUAUGGGUGUUAAUGGGGGCCUUAUGUUAGAAUUCUUCCUAAGGCCUCGCAAAGUCUAUAGUCGCCACAGCCUUAAGCGUACAUUAUGGCUUGCAGUGGUAGGUAACUUUUAAGACCUGGCUAGUAGCAUGGUACUAGUCAUUUUAAGUAUUAUUAUUGGUAUUUAUAUAGCGCCAACUAAUUCCACAGCGCUUUACAAUAUUAUUAUUGGGGGGGAAUUUACAAUACAUGAGACAAUUACACAGUGACACAGGAACAAUAUGUAGAUGAGGGCCCUGCUCAAACGAGCUUACAGUCUAGAGGAGGUGGGGUACAAAUACACUACAGGGCAGCAAAGGUGACAGCCACCAAACAAAGUGGAAAAGAGAGGAGUAUGGCUCUUUAGGAGAGCAAGAGACAGAUAUGGAUAGGUAUAGAUAAGUUACUCUGGGAGUUCAUAAGCAUUUCUGAACGGAUGUGUUUUGAGGGACUUUACAAUUGAAGACUAGUGGAGAGUCUGAUGGAGGUAGGCAGACUAUUCCAAAGGAAGGCAGCCGCAAGCGAGAAGUCCUGCAAGUGUGAGUUAGCAGUAAGGGUGCAAGCAGCAGACAGAAGGUCACCGGAAGAGCGGAGAGACCGAGAAGGGGCAUAUCUAUGAAUCAGUAUAGAAAUGUAACAGAAGCUAGAGUUGGUUCGCGCUUUAUAGAUAAGGGUUAUUAUUUUAAAUUGACACCUAUAGGGUACAGGAAGCCAUUGUAGGGAUCGACUGAUGGGUGAGGUAUGGGAUGAGCGACGGGUGAGAAAGUACUGCUAUAUUGCCAACAAUGAAUGAUGACUGAGCCCUGUUAUUAUUAUAUUAUUUAUAUAUCGCCAUCAGAUUCCAUAGCGCUGUACAAUGGGUGGACGAACAGACAUGUAAUUGUAACCAGACAACUGGAUGCACAGGAACAGAGAGGUGGCGGGCCCUGCUCAAUGAGCUUACAUGCUAGAGGGAGUGGUUAAAUGACCACUAUAGUGCCAGGAAAACAUACUCGUUUUCCUGGCACUAUAGUGCCCUGAGGGUGCCCCCACCCUCAGGGACCCCCUCCCGUCCGGCUCUGGAAGGGGGAAAGGGUUAAAAAAACUUACCUUUUUUCCAGCGCUGGGCGGGGAGCUCUCCUCCUCCUGGGCUGAAUGCGCACGCGCGGCAAGAGCUGCGCGCGCAUUCAGCCCGUCGCAUAGGAAAGCAUUUACAAUGCUUUCCUAUGGACGCUGGCGUGCACGCAAGCGCCUCUAGUGGCUGUCAAUGAGACAGCCACUAGAGGAUUAGGGGGAAGGCUUAACCCAUUCAUAAACAUAGCAGUUUCUCUGAAACUGCUAUGUUUAUAAAAAAAUGGGUUAACCCUAGAAGGACCUGGCACCCAGGCCACUUCAUUAAGCUGAAGUGGUCUGGGUGCCUAGAGUGGUCCUUUAACUGUUAAUAGAGUAUCAGGAAAUGGGUUUCUGUUAUUACUCCCUCACAGAGAUAGAGCUUGGUGGGCUAUGUGACAUGAUGACUCCACCAGGGACAGCACUCCCCAUGGCCACCACCAAACAGUGUCACCUUGGGAAAUCACUGCACAAAAGGUAAAGCCCCCACAAGACACAGUGCCAUUGGAAGAAGUAUUAUUUGUGAUCCCAGCAUACAGCACACUGUGUGCAGCUCUCUAAUUAAUGUACUCCCAUAUCUCAAGACUUUAGUUCACACAUGGGUAAUUUAUUGCAAAAACAAACUAGAUUUACAGUGAGCAUCCUCACCAAUGGACUGAACUGUUCCAGCCCUGCUGUGUAUAAUGCAGGAUCCUGAGCUGCCAGUAACCAACACCCUGCACUCCCCCCAGCUCCCUCCGCACCAUCAUCACUACACACAGCAAGAGGACACCAAAAGCAUGGCAGGUUCGGAGUCACGUGCUGCAGUGACGUCACUACACGCUCCACCCUGCUUCGUUUAUAAAUAAGAUGCUCAAGCGGUGGGCGGGGUUAUCAGAUGGUUCGUAGCCGAGUUUAUUACCACCGCGGCCAAUCAACAGCCACAUAACAGCUCUCUCUGACAGUGCAAUAUGAAACGCGGGCUGUGAUUGGCUUGUCAAGGUGUAGUUCGCAAAUAGUACGGUAUUGCCUGUGAGGCAUGUUGUGUGAAUGUCAGUGUGUUAGCCAUCGCUGCGACCUCCAGCGCUGAGCUACAGGGACUGCUACUCCCAUUAACCCUGUGCAUCGCCUGUUCCGAGCCGCAGGUCAGUCACUCCAUGGAUACAUGUAUUAGAUCUCUGACUGCUGCAGGGUGUUCUAAUAUUGGCUGGGAGUUUCUCUUUACACAUUUGACAUAAAUGCUAUGAUCAGAAUGUGUCAAUGAUAUCGGAAAAAUCCACAUUACAUUUUUUUGGCAGAGGGUACUGGGGACACACUCCAAUUAGUCCAGAAUUUGUAUAUUGUAAAUUCUAGUAGAUCUUUGUUGAAAUAUAUUCGUGAAAAUUGACAAAUUCCUUUUAAAGGAAUCAUUUAGACUGAUUUUACAAUUUAUUAUUAGAUUAAUUUCUUGAUUUAUAAUUUAUUUUCUGUUUCAGAGCCACAUCUCAAGCUUGAUUUGGAUAUCUUGCAAACCCUAUCAACCAUUGCGUAACAUAAAAUAUUUGGUCUUGCACUAACCCUUUAAACCAACAUUCCAAGGACCCUAAACGCUACAGAACACUACAGAACUUGUGGUGCCAUGCGUAGACUGUCCCUGUCCCAUGGUAAGAUGUCAAAUCGUUUUAGCAUGGUUCGACAAUUUACAUGGGACACAGUGCCAGCUGCUUCCCCUGCAUUCGGUCUUCUCCAACAUGAGAAUCCUGAUUGAUCUACGUAGCCAAGAAGUGCACUCUUGGUGCAACAUUUGCAACUUUUGUGCUUUAUUCUACCCCAGUAUUUGGCUUCUUCUGCAGGAGCAGACUGGGUGCAGAGGAUGCUGCUGUUUACCUAGGUAGGUUAUCAAACAUUUUGCUAAGUUUGUCAUCUUACUGUGGAAUAACAUGAGGCACUCCUGCCACCAUAGCUACUACAAUGGCUGUAGUGGUUAGGGUGUUUGGAGUGUUUCUUUAAAUAAUAAUUAAAAAAAAUGCUCCUUAUACCCUGUAUUUUGGCUUAAUUACAGACAUGAUACGAAGCAUUUAUGAACAUUUAUUUCUGUAUAUCAAAGAGGUAAUCCAACUAAAAACCUAUAAGGAUAUGGUAUCAACCCCUCAAAAAAAACCAAGAAAGAUAAAAAAAAAAAAAAAGAACUUACCUGCGAUCCAAGGCCAAGUUCUUUUUGCUGCUCCUCCACUAACAUUACUCCCCCCUUAAUGCUGGGAUGGGACCUCGGGGCUUUUUGAUUGAGGGAGAACUUGGGUGGCACAUUUCUUCUCUGUCAAAAGCAUGCUAUGUGUGCUGACGAUGGACAACAAAUAUACACAGAUUAAAUAUAAGCCAUUGUUAUGGACAGAUGAAUUAAAAUAAAAUGGCUAUUUACUAAUGUCUAUUUAUUCUGUGUUCACUAUGUUAAAACUGGCUGCUAGAGUAAAUUUUCCCUUCCCCCCCUACAAUGUGUUCAGUUGCUGUUUCCUAUGUAAAUUCUUCAUCCUGCUAAGCAUCCCCCUUCCCAUCAAGCAAACCUUGUGUAACCAAAAUUCCUGUGUUAACAGCUUCCUUUACUAACUCCUCCCCCACUUCCUUUGUGCCAGUUAACAGCUAUAUGCCACGUGUAACAAAAUGGAGAAUCACUGUUAAAGUAACUGAAAGAAACUACUCACUCCCCCUGUCAUCGUGUAUCCAGGAGCUGGAAUAUAGGCGGGAGAAGUCUGUAAUGAUGACACUACAUCCUGUAGGGGGGGGUUUAGACAAGAGCCCCUUAGACUGUUAACCAAUUGGUGAAUGUAUACUGUAUGUUUAAACUGUGACGUAUUUUUGCUUUAAGAAGGAGCCCCCACUCCGGGGAAUAAAGCAUUCCUGGGUUUUUCACUGAUCAGAAACUUUGUCUCCGGUGUGAAUUACUUCUAGGGAAAGCGUGCACGCAUUAAUCAAUCAAUUUGGAAGGUGUAGAUAGACAAAUUAUCAAAGUUUUCUUUGAUCCAAAACACCAUUAGAUGUCAUGUCGCUGCCAGAGGUGGAGGUACGCCUCUGGCAGCACUGGGCUAUAGCCAGGGCCGGAUUAACAUAAUUAUUUAUUUUACUACUCUUCACAUGCUCUUGCUUAAGUAUGGAAACUUAAGAGGGAUGUAGGGGAACAGAACUUGUAUGAACUGGCUGACAAUGAAAUUUGUUAACGUAAAGCUGACUUUGCGCACUAUGCAAAUGCUCUUGCAGCUUCAGUCUCUCUAACACUGUGGCAUGUUCUCUUUUUUCUACACUCACUACAUACACUUUUUCUCUAUCCCAGACUGUGUAACAAGCUUAUGUCUGCUAGUACGAAGCUUAGGAGAGGAGCGAACCAGCGAGUGCUAGGGUACAGUCCCUGGAAAGAGCUAACUCAUCAAUAGGCACAUUUAUGCCAAGCUCAGGGUGCUGUCUGCACAUAAUGCCCUUGGUUAGUCAUCCUGCACAAUUGGCAGGCAGCCUGAGGUGCAUUCACGCCAUGCUUACCGUCUAAGUCUUUGUGCAGACACCUCCCCUCCCACUUUUUGGGCAUGUUUGUACCUCUAAAUGUUUUUCUGGUUACUUGAUUCACAUCAGUGGCCCACCCUUUUAGCCCUCCCAUCCAAAAUCCUGCUUCAUUGGACACUGCUGUUAGGGGGUAUGGAUUUACAUGAAAUAUGAAAGCGAGAGAUUAGCUAGAUUAUGUUUUCUAAUAGCUAUAUCCUGUGAGUUUCCUUCCAGCACCACCUCCACCAGAUACAAGACACUUGGGAGGUAUGACCAGUGGCGUACACACAAACCAUGGGGCCCCGGAGCGAAAACUGAUCCGUGGCCCCCCCUCUCGGGCGGGGCCGCAACACAUGGCGGCGGGCACCUGGUUGUAGGGCUGCAACCCCUGCGACCUCGGUAUUUACGCCAGUGCAUGCAGAUGCACACACACUUAAAGGACCACUACGACACCCCGAUAACAUCAGCUCAAUGAGGUGGUCUGGGUGCCAGGUCCCUCUAGUUUUAACCCUGUAGCAGAAAACAUAGCAGUUUCAGAGAAACUGCUAUGUUUCACUGAGGGUUAAUCCAGCCUCUAGUGGCUGUGUCAUUGACAGCCGCUAGAGGAGCUUCCACGAUUCUCACUGUGAAAAUCACAGUGAGAAGACGCUGAACGUCCAUAGGUUUGAAUGCGCGCGCGGCUCUUGCCGCGCAUGCGCAUUCGGAGCUGAAAGGCGGAUUGGGGCGGUGAAAGGCUAAACUGAUGACUCGAUCCCUUCUGGUCACGGUUCUCCAACCCUCGAUUGUCACCUGAGCUCAGGGAAGAAUUAUGGAAGCAGAAUAACGAGACAGACACAAGAUUGCUUUCCAAAAGUCUUCUGACAAUGUAUUCAAAAUGUUCUGUACUUAUACAAUAUUUGUCACGAACAUUGGUUACAGAAAGUUACACAAGAUACAUAAAAGAGGAAGUAGUUUCUGCUGUUUCAUUCAAUAAUCUAAUCUUACAAAAUAUCACAUGUACUUUGUGGUUAGGCAUCUCCGGAUAAAUAGAAACUGUCAUAGCCUGUGACGUCAUUUCAGUUAUGUUUUGCAAGCAGUUCUGAAAAGAGCUUGCUACUACAUUUACUAAAUAAUUCACCUUAUACAAUACUAACAGAUUAACUGUUUCAAUUCCUUCACUUUCCCCUCUUUGAGCAAUAUUUUGCUCAUACCCUAUUUAAGGAGUCCUGGUCAGACAACUAGCCAUCUGCCAUGGUAUAUUCAGGAUUGCUAGCCAAUCCUGCAGGUCUUUCAUUAUGUCUUCGGCCACUAUUCCCAUUGCAUAAGACUAGGCAUUCGACCAGUACCAUAAACUUAUAUUCAUCAUAUCAAGCUGGGGAUUUUGCAGGAACAGUGUUGCAUGUAUGUUUGUAAAUGCAGAAUACAAUAGUCUUAAAAAUAGCAUAAACAAGUAGAGCAAGGACCAUAACCAUAACAAUAAUUUUUGCAAAUAGCUGACAUGUUAACCAAUUUUAAACAGACUAACCAGCUACCAGAUACAAUCUGUAUCAUAAACCCUAGGUAAAUAUGGGCAAAGUAUAUUAUUCCCAACAGUUGUUUUCCUCCUUCAUCCACGGAAGUGGGCGCAUAUAGUCAAAGUGGGAAUAAUACCUAUACCCCGUCCAAGGACCUGGGUCUAGGAUUACCAGUCCACCCGAUGAUCUGGGGCCAGGCAAAAAACCCAGUGGCAAAAACUCAUAUUUGAGGAAAAAGCACAUCUAGGGAAAACCUGAGUGGGGGCCGCGAUCGUGUUAGACAUGCAAUCCCCUCACAGUUGACACCACUUAUGACUUAUAAUACCCGCACCUGUGCGUACAUAGCUCGGGUAUUGGGAGGAAUUGAGAAACACUUCUUACAUUUUAAUUUAUGAGAUAAAUUAUAAUCUAUCUGAAAUUCUGACAAUAAUCACAACCAGGACCUUGCGUCCUAUAUCUUUUACCCUUUUCGCUAUUCCAAAGGUCCAAUCAAAACCAGUCAUAUCCUCACGCAGUUCCUCAAAACAUGGGAAUCCAUCUAUGGCACACUCAAGAUAUAUCAAAAACACACAUAGUACAUCCAUCCCUGGGUCAGCUAACACUUCCUCUCUCUCCGGCUAACUCUACAAAAAUAAAAAUAGUUCAACAGUUCAGCAUAGUUCAGAAAAAUAGAAUAAGUCUUUCACAGAGUAUAAAGAAAUCAGUUUAGACACCAGACAUUUUGUUCCAUAAAAUGGCUAAGGGUAGCAAUAUGGCUGACAACAAGACAAUGUCAGCUUCCACAUAGUUCUUUUGUUUGCUGGAUUUUCACCACAAUGCUCUGUGCAACACCUCAAUGGUUGAAAGGGUUAUUACAGAACCAGCGGUAUUAGACAGCAGUGCACCUUCAGGACUUUCCAGUUUCUUGCGUGCAAAGUUUAUGUCCUCAUAAAUAAGUAUCUCAGUUUCCUCGGCCUGCAUGGAUAAUGACCAAACAGAUGUAAUUGCAAAAUACUUAUUGCAUGGUUAGCCAGAGAGAUUGGUGUGUAGUCCCAGAAAUCAGGCGGCAAACACUCCAGGACGGUCUCUACAAUCAUACAAACACAAGGAUCAAUACAGCAUCAAUUAAUUAAUUACCUAGGCUAAAAUUUAAAUUAGAGAUUAAGGUUAAACCCUUAAUUUGUGUUACACAAAGUAAUUUGUGUAACAUGUAUUUCUCUUACAUUUGCUUAUAUUUUAUGCAAUCUGUCUUCUAUGAAGUUUUACAUAAUAUCCCUUUGGAAUGCCUUUGUACGGAUGAGAGAAGCAUGCACUCUAUAGAAAUGCUUGUUAGGAUGAAUAUUAAAACACUAACAUAUACAUAUGGGGAUAAUUCACAAUAAAACUCUGUUCCUAAACUUGAACCUUGAUUUGAUACUCAAAAUUAAUUACUUUAACAAUCCCGAAUAAUUCAAUACUCUUGGAUUAACACCGGGCGGGCGCUAGGGAGCACUCUCCCCUGAGUGCUUCCUCUUCAGCUCCCUCGUGCGCCGCGUACUGAUGCCGGAGCUUGAAGAUGGCUUUAUAUUCCGGCUCCGGUAUCAGUGCGGUGUGCGAGGGAGCUGAAGCACUCAGGGGAGAGUGCUAACUCGCGCGCCCGCCAAUCUUGUCCGCCAGGUGACACCAGGGCCAGCCUCGGGGGGCCCUGAGGUGGCCGGCUCUUGGGCCCCCCAGGAGAAGAGGCUGGCCACAGUGGGUACAUACUGGGUCGCAGGGAGGCUGGGCCCCCUAGUGGGCCGGGGCCAGUCGCAGCUGCGACCCCGGUAUGUACGCCACUGGGUAUGACUGUGUUUUCUGUCGAUAAGAUUCUAUAAUUAGGCACAUCAUAAUUGUCAGCACCAGGCCCAAUGGGCUCUUAAUCCGGCCCUGGCUUUAGCUCUCUAUGUGCAGUGUUUCAACUGAAACGCUUCACAACCAGACAUGACCACUUCGAAUGAUUGUUGAGUGGUCAUGGUGCAUGGAGUAACCUUCAAAUUUUCAUAAGUGAUAAAAUAGAAAAGAAUGGCGAGAGCACUCAAUACAGAAUAAUAAUAUUACCCACUGAUUUGUAAAUUUAUAAAUCAGUAGGAACUCAAUUAUUCUGUAUUGAGUGCUCUCACCAUUCUUUUCUAUUUUAUCACUUGUGUUUAUUUUAGUGGUUAUUGUGGCCCACUAAGCUGAUUGUAGCACCAGUGAUGGUUCAUUAUUUUUUCACAGUGUGUUUUGUUUUUCAUUUUAAAUUUUCAUGAAUUGCUUUCCUGCUCCUUUAUCUCAUUUGUGAUACUUUUGCAGCCUGCUAUUACAAAAGAAUAAAAUCACUUUGGAAAAUAGGCACUAUUCAGCAGCAAUUUAUCAGUAUUUUCUUUGCACUGUUUCUUUCUGUGUUUUUCAUACACAUACCACAGUGUUGGUAAGGAUUUCUCACACAUCAUAUAUGCAGUUGCAGAAAAAUCAAAACACUUUCACUACAUGGUACAGAGUUACCUCCACAUUGCGUCCUAUAUUCUGAAAACUGCGGUAUAUUACAUUGUGAGUGCGAUUUAUUGAAUUUGCAGGAUGAGGAGACCGUAGCAUCUUUUAACGAGGUUCUAGUUGGUCUCAACGGCAAUAUUAAAUAAAAUAUAGGUAGCCAUUGUUUCUUGACACCUACUUUAGGGCACCUGCUGUCCUUUUUGUUGGGCAUUAUCAUAUAAACUCAUAUUAGGUUUAAGCAGAGUUGAUUGGCUAAGAGCCAUCAGCUGACACUCGGCUCGGCCACUGACAAACCAGCUCAGACUUGAUGGCUGCCUAACACUGCGUAAUAUAGUAAUUAUGGAGCCUAGAGCAGUGUUUCCCAACCCAGUCCUCAAGGCACACCUACCAGUCCAGGAUUUAGGGAUUACCCAGUUGUGUCUAAGGUGUUUUUUUUCUUCUUUGUAAAAACACCUUAGACACAACUGGGUAAUCCCUAAAUCCUGGACUGGUAGGUGUGCCUUGAGGACUGGGUUGGGAAACACUGGCCUAGAGUGUCUGCUUAAAUUAAUACUUUAUUCUUACUUGAGAAAGACACUGCAUGCAGCCAAACAAUUUUCUUGAGAGCCAGGGUGCAGCUGGACCAGGUGUCACAUGUUCAUCCUCACCUUGUGGUGUACUUUAAUGACAAAUGUCUUUCUGGCAUUAACAGAGUUGCUACUCAGCAGCCCUGUGCCGGUGUAUCUGACUCCUGCGGCAUGUUGAAGGAUGCUGGCCGCUGCGGAUCCAUUCUCAUUUAUAACCCCACGUCCGACCAUGGUAUUGACGACGUCGGCGUACCUGUGAUGUCACGCAAAGGACGCGCAUGCACGUUCUGGGGUCAAAGGCCAGGUACAGCCAAUCAGAUCUGAAAGAGGCUUUUUAAAACUCCUUUUUCCUUUUCCUCAUUGCCCUGUCAUGGUUUCCUUUAGUAGCUUAUCCAAGAGUGUGUUCCUGAGCGUUUAUUUCUGUUUUUUGACUUUGGCUUCAUUUGACUUCCCUGUAUUCUGGUAUCCUUGACUUUUGGCUUUCCCUCAUUGUUGUGUCUCAUUCUGUGUCCCUGACCUCGUCAAGUAUUCUGACUAUUCUCUGGUACGUUAAGUCCGGCCAUUCUAAGGUCUAUUAAGAUGUUACCUCUAGUCCUAGGUCUGGUACAGUUUUGUGUCUGGAUCAACUAGUAUCCUGACACCAGGACCCAGCACCCAGAUCCCAAUAAUAUAGGAAAAAACGAAAAAGGUCCAGGCACUUCCAAGGUUCUUUUAGUGGCAAUUUUUAUUGGAAACCAGUAACACAGAACAACUAUUCGACCUAAUAGGUCUUUCUUAAGUUAAUAAACACAACCAAAGAAUUGCUUUUUAUAGUAGUACAAGUGAUUAAAAACAUGCAUAACAUAUGUGACAUGAUUAAAGUGAAGCAUUGCGUACUCAACACAUUGUUAAAUUAUUAUCCAAAUAUUGUUAAACACAUGCAAGACUUACUCAAUAUAGAUGUAGGCUGGUAUGAAUGAGUACUGACCUCCAAUAGCUAGCCAAAAAUAAUUAAUGUAAUCCUAAGAAUUGCUGGUAAACCAGCUGAUUAGUAAUAAAAAUAAUCAAUGUAAAUAAAUUGAAAUUGGAAAACACCCCAUAUGUGUAAAAAGGGGGGGAUGCAACCUCACUUAUCAAAGAAAUUAUAAAAGUAGUAAAAGGGAAAAAAUAUUAACAAUAUCGGACCAAAAAAUUAGAGAAUGGUCUCUCUUACAAUAUGUAUUACACUACGACCAUUGAGUCCAAAAAGUGCUUGCCGAGUAACCAGAAAUGAGAAUGGUGUAUCCAUCACCAACAACAGCACACCAACUUGUGAAUACUCUGUAAUAAAUGGAAGAAAAGAACAUGUAUUAAAGCGGCACUGUCAUGGCCGAAUCCUGUUUUUUUUUUUUUUUUACCCCCCCUCAAGACUCCACUACAUCUAACUGACCUCCUAGUCACCCCCAAAUGCCUCUAAGCCCCCCAUAUUACCUAUUUUUAAACUUUAUUUUCUGCCCUGAUCUAUAUUCAGGGCGCAACAAUCUGUGUGGGUAGAGGAAGUCCCUGUGGGACACCUCAUCUGCCCACACUAGAUAGCGCUGUGAGAUUCCCGCACAUGCCCAGUUAAACACUUGGGCAUGCGAACGGGAAUUUCAUUUAUUCGUCAGAAAGACGAAUGACUAGAAAUUUCAGACGAACAAACAAACACUGAAUAUCAGUGUUUGUUUGUUCGUUCAGUUUAUUACAAGGAGGGAGCUACCAGCGCACAGCUCCCUCCUUGUAAUAUGUUAAGAUAGAAGUGGCAGGGAGCAGUGCUCCCUGCCAUUUCCUAAGCCCCCCGUGUCCUCCCUCACUCCAUGGGGGUCAAUAUGACCCCCAUAAUAGCAUAAGGGAGAUUAAAAUCUCCCAAAUGCCCCUACUCGCUAUACCAUAGCAGGGCAUGUCUACUAAAAAAAAAACCCUACUAUCCGCCCGGCCCCCACCCCGCGGCAGGUGGGGGCCCUAAAUAACAAUAAGAAUAAGAAUGUGGGGGGGACCUACUGUCCUCCCCCUUGGCCCCCACCCCAGCACGGCGGGUGGGGCCCUAAAUAAGAAUGUGGGGGGGACCUACUGUCCUCCCCCCGGCCCCCACCCCUGAGCGGCGGGUGUGGGCCCUAAAUAAGAAUGUGGGGGGAUCUAUAAUUGUUUUGAUUUCAAAUGAAGAUGUACUAAAACGCGAAAUUAAUUUUAGCCUUUUUUCUGUAUCUUGUCUUUGCUUAGGAGAGAACAUCUUUUGUCUAUCCAGUUCUUGAACAGAGACCAAUUGGUUUUGUAAAAGGGUCGUAGGGUACCCAUUAGCCAUGAAUCUUUUAGUCUUGGUGAAUUUGAUUGUACCAGAACAUUCAUUAAAGAAGCUAAAAAAUUCUUCCAAGGGUUCCAAUGGGCCAUCCCACAACACUAGCACAUCAUCUAUAUAUUGCCACCAAUUCCUCACAUAUUUUUUAAACAAUUCGUUCUUAUAGAUGAUAUCUUCUAAUUGAGCGAUAUAGAUGCCAGCGUAUGUGGGUGCCACAUUGGAACCCAUGGAAGAGUCCCCCUGGUCUGAAUAAAAAAUUCCUCACCAAACAGGAAGUAGUUUUCCAUUAUAACCAAUCUUAGAAGUUGUAAUAAAAAUAAAAGAGGAACCCCUUCGAAGCCCAGUGAUUGAAAUGCAAAACUCUUACCUCCUUCUUGGGAGAUUGAGGUAUACAGACUGGUACCAUCAAACGUAUCUAGCAGUAUAUCUUCAACAUCACUUAAUAUCCCCAAUUUCUGGAGCCCAUCCGUAGUAUCUUUUACAUAAGAUUUGAUUUUCGGUAUAAACGGUCUGAUCAGCUAAUCCAAAACUUUCGCCAACAGAGAUAAUAAAAAUCCUAUUCCAUCUACCUGGUGGAUUGACCAGUAAUUUAUGUAUUUUAGGUAAUACAUAAAUCACUGGUACAACGGUUGGGGGCACAGUGAGAAGUCUGUUUAAAUAUGCAAAACAGGUGUUGUCUCAAGCACAAUAUAUAGAGGAUGCAACUGUGAAUCUACAAAAAAAAAGUGUAAUACAGUAGAGCACAUUAAUAUGGCCCAUACAGAAAUAUACUCACUAGAUUGUAGAUGGUAAAAGCGCCUUAAGGUGCCUGCCUUUAGAAUCCUGGGGACCUGUCCAAGUCUCUUCCACUUCUGGCUGCAGUCUCUACAUGCAAAGGAAAGCCAGACUCCUAAUUUCUUCAGAAAGGUAGAUAUUUAUUUAUAUAAACAAGUAUAAAUAAAAAUCAAAUACAUAAAAAUGGGUGGUUCUACGUGUUUGGGCCCUAAGUGGGACUUCUUCAGGGGCCCAAAAAGUGAAGCAAUAUAAAAUCAUAUUAAAAGAUAAUAUACUAUUAUAAACAAUUUACCAAAAGGAAAAAAGGCAGAAUACAUUCCUACCCCCCAUGCCCAUGAUGCUUUAGAGCAAGCAUGUCAAACUCAAAGUCUAGCACGGGCCAAAUAAACAAGGUUUAAGUUUAUGUGGGCCGCACAAAAACCCAAAACUUUUUUCAUUUUCAUAGAAACGUAGGUUUAUUUUGAAAAGUACAGUAUAAAAAAAACCCAGCAUCCCCCUCUACUAAAUCCCAGUCCCCCUCACCCCCUCUAAUAAAUCCCAGCACCCCCAACAAGCAGACUCCACUCACAUUGCUGCUGCCAGUAUGCGACUCCGGAGUCCGGCCUCUGGUAUACCCCAAAUGCUGCGGCUCCUCCCUCUACUUUUUGAAACCCUGUGAAGGUGGAGCACAUUGAAGUCACGUCACAUUGUGACGUGGUUUUGCGUGCCUCCGUGCACCUCAAGGUACUACAUCGUCACAACACAGACACACUGACAGACACACACUAACAGACAUACACUCACUGACAGACACACACACACUGACAGACAGACAGACACAAACACUGACACACACACACACAUUAUUAUUAUCGCCAUUUAUAUAGCGCCAACAGAUUCCGUAGCGCUUUACAAUAUUAUGAGAGGGGAGAUUUAACUAUAAAUAGGACAAUUACUAGAAAACUUACAGGAGCGAUAAGUUGAAGAGGACCCUGCUCAAGCGAGGUUACUUUCUAUAGCACAUACUCACUGACACACACCCACACACUCACUGACAGACACACACUCACUCACUCACUGACAGACAGACAGACACACAUUGUUGCACACACUCACUUUGUUCCCUGGGGUCCAUUGGGGAUCUUCUGCCUGGACAUCUCCUUCCUGCUCCUCACUGCUCCCUCGCGCACAGUUUAGUAAUGCCUGCAUCACUACAGAUGGUGCGUGCAAGGGAGCAGUGAGAAGCAGGAAGACUGAGCUCCCUUGAUGCCGCCAUUGUCCUGCUUCCUCUCCUGCCAGGUACAUUUUAGCCGAGUAGGCACAUGCAAUGUGGAGAAAGCAGGUGCUUUAACACCAAGCAUGUAGUUGUAGCUCGCUGGGCUGCAAAGAUGUCCAUUGUGGACCGUGAGUUUGACAUGCUUGCUUUAGAGCUGCUUUGCAUCCUCAGGCACUGGAAACCUGCAGCAUAUGGAAGUCAAGAUGGAUCCAUUGAACACUGCCUGAAGCUAUGUGCAGCAGGUCAGAACAACAAAAGAGUGUUCUACAUGCUUGUCAUGAAGGGGUUGCAUACAUUUGAGACUGGAGAAGUCAUUAUAAGUUGUAUUUUCAAUUGAAUUUGGGGAAACCAUUUGAAGCAUUCAUUGUAUUGAGUUAUCUCAAUUGCUUUUGUUUCAUUUGUUCAUUUCAAACAGCUGAAAGUCUAAAUUUUGAAAGUAAACUUGAUUUUUAAUGGGGGUUGGUAUGUAUGUAUGUAUGUGUAUUACACACAAACACACUUUUGCUCCUGACUUAUAGCUUCAGGUCGCUCACUUACAAGAAGAUAUGUUAGUUUUUAAUUUUAUGCCUGUUUACGGAUUUAAUUCAUGGUUUAAAUUAAGUUUUAAUUUUGUGCAAGAUUUUAAAUUUGCAGGACUCCAAUAUAGCUAGACAAAUCUAUAUACCAACAGACAAACAGAAAAUAACUAUAAUUGUAUAGUAAUGUUUUUCAGAGAUGCCUGUGUUAACAAUGAAAAUAAGUAUUUUUAUGUGCCGGGAAAAACUCUAAUACUGUCAUAUAUUAAUUGUUGUUGCUGCAGUGAUCCAUGCCGCAGCAGAUGUUGUUCCGUUUUGGGGUGGUCAUCACCUUGACCCAUACAGACACAGAGCUCAUGGUUCUUGGAUCACGUAAAGAGAUGGGAGCCUGGGACCCACAAGCUGCUGUACCAAUGAAACCUACACGGUGCCCCCUAUCCACUACAGAACCAUCACUAUGGAUUGGUGAAGUGCUUCUGGAAGAAGCCUACAAAGACCGCUUCUGGUUCAAGUUCAUUAAGAAAGAGGCUGGAAACAUAAUUUGGGAAGGUACAGCUAUGUUAAUCAAAGAUAUUUCACCAUACUGGUAAAGGCGACUUCAUUCCUGUGUAUAUUGGUCUAUUAUACGGAUGACGGUAGUCACCAUCACUGGGAACAUAGGAUGGAUACUUCAAUUAGAUCCCUAAUGACUCUUAUGUUUGUCACCCUGUGCUCAUUGUAGGUGCAGGGUGUAUAAUGUAUGUGUUUUAUGUAUUUAUUGUUAAUUGUUUGUGUGUUCUCCUGUCCUUCUGAUGCUUGAUACCAACUUGGAGGAUUUGGCUAUGGAGCCUGUAUAGCAAGGCUUGUUAAUUUGCAUAUUCAGGUAGAUUUGCAUAUUGCCAAUUCUGCAGGCACGAGAGAUAUUGUGUGUUAAUCAAUAUCUUCCCCACCCUUUUCUAAAUAUGUCAGUGUGUUAUAAUAAGUUGCUGUAUGUUGUCUACUAUGAUUUGGUUAUUUGUAUUUUAUAUAGGUUGUCACAGCAGUCUACAUGUAAUGAGUCUAUGGGCUAGUCCUGAGAAGUUUUUUUUUAUUUCAGUUCCUUUUGGUUUGUUCUGUGUGGAUUUUCAGGGAUCCUAAUGACAGAGUAUUUGGACCUGUUUGCUGGUUGCAUGAUCCCUCUAGCCCUAGGAUAAAUUAAGAGAGCCUGAGAGCCGCAAUUACCUUUGUAAAGGCAAAAACUAUAAUCACUGUAGCAGAGCUGCAGCGGAAUAGUCAGAAAGGACGAUAUCUGCCUGGUUGGGUAUAAAAGCCCAGUCAAGCUUCGGCGACUGGGGCCUAAGCGUUCCAGGGUCCCUGCAAGCGGCUAGGAAGCUGAUUGGGCGGAGGUACUCGGUUGGAAUACUGGAGCUCCAUCACAAUACUGAUCUCAUUAUUUUAUAAAUAGGAUUUGUAGAACAAAAAAGGAGCCAGGUGAUUUGCUUUCCCACAUUUACAUUUUAACAAUAAUAGUAAAAUAAAUUCAUUAUAAAGCCACCUCAAAAUGUUAUAUUACACUUUUAGAAGUGUCCCCAACGACAUCUCUGUGGUGAUGUCAUCCUCCUUCCUUGAGACAUUUGAAUAAGUGACAGCACUUUAGGCAAUGUUGUAGCUAGGGAAUCUCACAGAAACAGGUGCAAAACAGCAUUAACAAAGAAAUACUGUAUUGUUAUUAGCGACAAAUAAUGGUUGUGACGGACCGCCUGGCGCCCCAACCGGGUGCCUCCGUCAAUCGAUGCUCCUAGUGCUCACGAGGGCUCCAAGCACUCCACCAGACACCAUAAACACCGUAGACUCCACGAACUGCCGCAGCUUGGUUGGGGUCUCGCCGUCCUCCACCCACCCUGAACCCAAGACCAGGAUCCAGCUUCCAGUGGGUAGACCUCUCCUACUCCAGAGAGCGUAGCAGGAACAGCUCUUAGCAAAUGUGAUGCAGCAAUCCCCAGAGUGUAUGUUGUUUUCCAAUCCCCCAAACAUGAGCCAAGACUUCAUGAAGGGCCCUGAUCUGACAACAUGUCCGAAAAUCACCCAGAUCAGAGCAAGUCUCUUUUUGACCGACUGCACGCAUUGCUUCAUGCCCAAAACAGUUCCAGAGAAUCAGGCUCUGCGGCCGGUCUAUUUCAAAUAGUUGAAAUACCGUUCGAAUUACCGAACAUAGUUUGGAAGUUCGAAGUGCCACUUCGAAAGUUCGAAGUGUGUCCAUACAAGUUUAAACAGGGCACACACAGUGGUUCUAACCAGGAUUUGACACAGGGGCCAUAGUCACAGGGUAGGAGGCUGGCAAAUAGGCCCCUCCAAAAGCCAGUGGCGAGGUUACUCACGCCACAAUGGUAUUUGUUUGAAAUGGAAUGUUGAAGCAAAAACAAUUAAGAUAAAAAAUAAAAAUAUGUUUAAAUGUUAUUACAGGUGCCGGUCCUCACCAUGAUCGAUGUUCAGAAUAUAAUGAGAGCGACAUAGUGGAUGGAGUUUAUUGCCAUGAAAUUGGGCAUUGGAUUGAAACUACUGGUCAUACUGAUGAGAUGAAGCACACUACUAACUUUUAUUUUCAGUUUGCGGAUAAACAAGGAAUGCACUUCUCCAGGUAAUAUAUUCUCAAAACUUUAAAUAAGAUGAACAUAUCAUACAUAAUUAAUGUGGAUUAAUUUAUUUCUGUUUUAUUAGUAAUGUUAGUAAUAUUAAACCUUUUCAAAGUUAUAUGUGAAGCAAAUUGUAGAAUAGUUUCCACAAUUUUACCUUUAAAUAAAUUGAAUUAACCGACAUCUUGGCAACAAUAUGUGGGAGAAGAAACAGUAGAUAUCCUGCUAAUUUCAGCUAUCUUGAGGGACCUUCUACAGUCGUUUGUGUUGUAUUUUUGUACUUUUUAAUUAACUUACCAGUUACAUUUGCUAAAUGUACUUAUCAACUUGCCUCUAUACCUAUGUUUGCGUGAAAAACUUGAUUUUGAAAGUAUUGAAUGAAUAUCAUUGAGCAUCACCACCAUUAAUAAACUGUAUAGCCAAUGCUAAAUACAAAAUUUGAACUAAUUUGCAUAUGCCCACCCAGAAUCCUUUGCGGUAGUAACAUCACUGCAAAUUUGUGAUUUCUGUGGGAAAAGCAAGUCUUAUUGCUUGACGUGUGUGUGUGUGUGUGCGUGAGUGCGCACACUGCUCAAAAAAAAUAAAGUGAACACUUAAACAACACAAUGUAACUCCAAGUCAGUCACACUUCUGUGAAAUCAAACUGUCCACUUAGGAAGCAACACUGAGUGACAAUCAAUUUCACAUGCUGUUGUGCAAAUGGGAUAGACAACAGAUGGAAAUUAUAGGCAAUUAGCAAGACACCCCCAAUAAAGGAGUGGUCCUGCAGGCGGUGACCACUUCUCAGUUCCUAUGCUUCCUGGCUGACGUUUUGGUCAAUUUUGAAUGCUGGCGAUGCUUUCACUUUAGUGGUAGCAUGAGACGGGGUCUACAAACCACACAAGUGGCUCAGAUAGUGCUGCUCAUCCAGGAUGGCACAUCAAUGCGAGCUGUGGCAAGAAGGUUUGUUGUGUCUGUCAGCGUAGUGUCCAGAGCAUGGAGGCGCUACCAGGAGACAGGCCAGUACAUCAGGAGACGUGGUGGAGGCCGUAGGAGGGCAGCAACCCAGCAGCAAGACCGCUACCUCCGCCUUUGUGCAAGGAGGAAUAGGAGGAGCACUGCCAGCAGUCCACAAUUGUGCAUGUGUCUGCUCAAACGGUCAGAAACAGACUCCAUGAGGGUGAUAUGAGGGCCCGAAGUCCACAGGUGGGGGUUGUGCUUACAGCCCAAGACCGUGCAAGACGUUUGGCAUUUGCCAUAGAACACCAAGAUUGACAAAUUCGCCACUGGCGCCCUGUGCUCUUCACAGAUGAAAGCAGGUUCACACUGAGCACAUGUGACAGAGUCUGGCCAUGACGUGGAGAACGUUCUGCUGCCUGCAACAUGCUCCAGCUUGACCGGUUUGGCAGUGGGUCAGUAAUGGUGUGGGGUGGCAUUUUUUUGGGGAGCCGCACAGCCCUCCAUGUACUCGCCAGAGGUAGCCUGACUGCCAUUAGGUACCGAGAUGAGCUCCUCAGACCCCUUGUGAGACCAUAUGCUGGUGCGGUUGGCCCUGGAUUCCUCAUGUGGCUGGAGUGUGUCAGCAGUUCUGCAAGACGAAGGCAUUGAUGCUAUGGACUGGCCCGUCAGUUCCCCAGACCUGAAUCCAAUUGAGCACUUCUGGAACAUCAUGUCUCGCUCCAUCCACCAAUGUCACGUUGCAUCACAGACUGUCCAGGAGUUGGCAGAUGCUUUAGUCCAGCUCUGGGAGGAGAUCCCUCAGGAGACCAUCCGCCACCUCAUCAGGAGCAUGCACAGGCGUUGUAGGGAGGUCAUACAGACACGUGGAGGCCACACACACGACUGAGCCUCAUUUUGACUUGUUUUAAGGACAUUACAUCAAAGUUGGAUCAGCCUGUAAUGUGUUUUUCCACUUUAAUUUUGAGUGUGACUCCAAAUCCAGACCUCAAUGGGUUGAAAAUUUUGAUUUCCAUUUUUAAAUUUUUGUGUGAUAUUUGUUGUCAGCACAUUCAACUAUGUAAAGAACAAAGUAUUUCAGAAGGAUAUUUAAUUCAUUCAGAUCUAGGAUGUGUUAUUUUUGUGUGUGUGUAUGUGUGUAUAUGUAUAUGUGUGUGUGUAUGUAUGUGUAUAUAUAUAUAUAUAUAUAUAUAUAUAUAUACACACACAUACAUACACACACAUAUUCAAUACAAUGUUAAACAAAAAUCUGCACACCAGUCAAGCAAUAAGAUAUAUAUGUGGUAAAAGUAGAUGGUUGCACUCUCGGUCUUUAGGACUGAGAGUGCAGCCAUCUACUUUUACCACUUGAAUACUGGAGCCCUGGUUAUGCACUCUCUCUAUCACUUCUAAGAAACAGAAAUUGUAGAGAAAAAGGAUGCCUGUCAUUAAUUUUCAAAGACUGAAUCUCUAUCUGCAAGAAUAAAUAAAAUGGUAGUGAAACCCACAUCUUUACCAACCUUAUGGUAAGAUCUUAUUUCCUCUCGUGCCACCUUACAACUAAUCAGAUUGCAGACUUGCUCAGACAGUGUCAGACCAUACUCUAACCAACUAAACCAACUAACAUACAUGUUCAUUGCAAGAGCUGAAUUGUGGCUGAAAUUCUCACUCCUGCCACAUUAUCUAAAUUACCCUUUUUAUCUGUAAUAGUCUUUCACUGUAGUACUAAUAAGGCUACUAUUGGCAACCUGAUCAGCCUGCAUGCUUCAGUUUCAGUCAUGCAGAAUCCAUGCAGCACAUAAGAUGGCAUUUACUUUAAAAAUGCAUGCCGGUUUAUCCCAUGUUGUUGUAACUCCUUUGGGACUGGUGCUAUAAUCUUGCAAGUGAUGGUGUCCAAAAAUAGCCCCCACAGGCUGUCCCGGACAUCUGAUCACUGUGACACCAUGCCAAAGUAAUUGAAUGCCAAAUGCAAUCAAAAAUAGUUGGUGGUUCUGGGAGAUCCCAGUACAUGCAACAAUUGCUGCAUGUACCAGGCUUUUGUUGGAGGUCUCGAACACGAUUAGAUUAUUAUAAGCAAAGCUAUGAGAAAGUGGUUUUGUGUUGUAUUUUUCAAAUGUUCUUUAAUACUGUAAUUUAUUUGCAUCUUGUGCCCUGUAUACAUAGGGUACCAGAAUAAAUAUCUAUCUAUCUAAUCUUAAAAAAAAAAGUAUUUAAAACAUUUAAGUGUACAUAAAAGAAAGUGCUAAAUUAAUGUGUAACAAAAGUUCAUCCAAAAAAAAAAAUCAAAGUAGUUGCUAAUCUUAUCCUAAAAUAUUAAUUCAAGACUUUUCCCCAAACUUUUAUGUCCUACAUUACACAAACUGAUUACUUACUGCAUCUCAUUAAUUGACCUUUUUGUUCAUUUACGUUAUUUAAUUUGAAAAGUGAACAAAAGACAAAACAAUCACUCCAAUAUCGCAUAUAGAAAUAGCAGGCACAGAGUAAUGGUUAGUGUUAGAAAAGGCAAAUAGUGGAAAUAUAACUGCCCACUGUACAUCCCUACUGCCAAAUAAUUAUAAAAGACCUCCUCCCCACCUGCUGCUUCGAGGCAGACCCCCUAUUCCAAUCUAAAUAUAGAUAUCCGAAUCAAGGUACCAAAGAGUUGACACGCAUUAUAGUGCUAGGAACCCCAUUCUAAGAAGUGAGAAAUAAAAUAAAUAAAAGUGCAUCGGCGGGGGAGCAGAGCUUGCCUGCUGAAGCCGUUCCCGAAAACUGGGCCAAGUUGCGGGCCACACACCUAUAGCGACCUGGAUUGAUACCCACUUUGCUAAGCAGACGACAGUGCACACGGGGAUACAAUACACGACCCAGUGCAGCACCGAAUUUUGCUGUUCUAGGCUUGAGGCCUACCUGAGCUUGAGCUGGCUGCUCUCCCAGUUCUCCGACUGGCGCUUUGCUGUCCCCCCUCCCCUCUGGACCAGCGGGGGUUAUCCUGGUCCCCACUUGCAACCACCAGUAACCGCAGCCGCCUUCCAGCACCCGCUUUGACACAGAUACUGGAUGGGGCAGAAUACCCCAAUACGGCAGACAUGCUGCAGCCACGUGAACAGCAACCUGACAUGAACGCACUCAGUACAUAUGAGUUAACACUUCAGCGCCUGGAUGGGACUUUUCAACAAAUUCUGGGCCAAGCUAUAAGUCCACCUUGAAGCGCCAAGAGCUCCAGUUGAGGAGAGAAAACAGAGAGCAGAGGAAUGGGAGAAGAGCGGACUCCCCCUUGGUGUUCCUUCCACAACAGCGAUGCAGACUCACACACUUGGACCACCCGGGCUGAAGACCAACAGGGACAUACCCCAAGUGCAUCAGCCACAGCCGCAGGGGAUCCAAUGCCGCAGGCGGCAACAGUCCAUCAAGAUCCACCGCCGACCCCUGCAAUUAAAGGCCUCUUCUACGAGCAACCAAGUUCGUGGUACACAGGUGCAGGCCUUCAUGACGGCCUGGGGCUGUGGGGAGGGCUGAUCGGACUCUGCCUUAUGUUACCGCCCAACCCCCUCAGCCUGCCACCAAGCCGGGGCAUCGGCUUAUUCGAAAAUCCACAUUCCAAGUACCUGGAUGGUCGGUGGUCUGGCCAUCCAGGUACUUGAUACUCCACUAACCACGGCAGGCCAACCUACAUUUCUAUCCACCCAUAUGUUGUUACUUACUGCGAGCACUAUCCUAUCUUUGCCUAUUUCACCUGUCAACAUGCUUUAUACCUGCAUAUCUUUAAUUUUGUAGGCUUGAAACUGGGAGAAACAGCUUACGCUAUUACACCAGCUGCACACUGUCUGCUGUGUCACCGCCUAGCGUAGGUAUCCACCCUAAGCACAUACAUGGCCCUAGCACCUACCAGCUAUCCCAAAGCUCAUAGCGGAGCCACAGACAAACCCCAUAAACCCUAUGCACUCACCAUCACACCCAUCUCGGGGAGCCAAUGCCCAGUGCCUAGUUUAUGUAAAACACAAACAUCCAAAGGGAAGUGGACCCAGUGGUCUUACAAUCGAUUAACCCUAACCUGAGACGAAACCUAUAUAUUCUGCCUGACCUAUUUAACGCCUAAACUAAACUACUACAAGAGGCCCUCUUAACCACACUCAAGCACCUAGCUAUGCCAGAUACUUCACUAUUGAUUAGCAUUGAUCGAUAUUCUAGGCCUUCUUGUUAUUUCUUCUCUAUUCUUAAAAAAUAAAUGGCAUGCUCUAUCACAGUUACCUUAAUAAUGCAGUAAUGUGAUAUAUAAGGUGUGUGCAUGCAGACGUUGGUUCUAACAACCUUUAAAAGCAAGUGCAUCUCAGUUGGUGGUUUGCUCUUGAGAAAGGCCUGCUAUUUUCUAUAUGCGAUAUUCGAGUGAUUGUCUGUAAUGUUGUUAUUUAGUUGCUUGUUAUAGAUUGAUUAUCUUUUAAAUUGGCUGAGGUUUAAGUCUAUAGCCCCUUCUGGUGGCCGUAUAUACUGUGUACACUUAUUAUUUAUAUGUUAUUUAUCUAAUAACAUAAAAACCACAGGUGUUCUCUCUAAGUAACAUAUAUAUAUAUAUAUAUAUAUAUAUAUAUAUAAACAAAUCUGGUGUUUUACUCUGUGUAUUGAUUUAUGCCCUUCUGUUUAUGCAAUUUUUUUACUUAUGCAUUUUUAUUAUUCAUAGGUACUGCAGCACCUUACUACUGCUUUAGGGAUCGUAUUACAAGUCUUCAAUGGUUGCUUGUUUAAUGUAAUUACUUUCUAGCGACCUAAGAUCUUAUGUAGAUAUCCCAGUUUAACUCUAGAUUCCCCAUUCUUUUUAACUGCAUUAAGUAGUCCAUGAUUGGACUAUUUAAUUCACCUCACUUUUUUGUUGGGGGGGCACAUUGAACGUUUUGUAUUUCAUUUGUUCUCAAUUAUUAAUAAAGUUGUAUUUAUCCUUUGCUAUUACUGAGAAUGUUCUUUAAUUGGAGGUAAUUUCAAUGAGGUUAGGAUCCUCUUUCUAGGCACCUUUCCCCAUUUGUCUUUUGUUCAUUACUGUAUGCUCUGGGUUAAGCCCAUAUUACCUUCUCAAAACAUUUUUAGCAUCAGAGUAGUUUUUUUUCCUAUAUCUGGAUGUAUUUUAUGUUUCUUCUCAUUUGAAAAGUGAAUGUUGUGCUAUUAUAGAAUCUUUAUUGUACAUUUUAAUUUAGAAUCUUACCAAAUAUUUGGCUUGGAAGUUGUCCACGACAGUUAGAGCAUGUGACUAUCAAAAUGAAGCAUGAAUUGGGAAUAACGGCUGUACUGAACUUCCAAACCGAAUGGGAUAUCGUCCAUAAUUCCCGGGGAUGCAAUCCAUAUCCUGAUAGUAUGAGCCCUGAAACCAUGAUCAGGAUGUACAAAGAAGCAGGCCUGAAGUAUGUAUGGAUACCUACUGCAGAUAUGAGCACAGAAGGUAAAUAUGUAUUCCUUUUGCUGAAUUUUUUCUAACCCAACAAUCUAUAUGCUCUUUUAGUGGUGUACUAUUGUGAUAGAUUUUAAGUAAUUAAUACAGGGCUUGAAAAAUUUGUUUGGAAUCUAAGAGCCAGCUAAAAAAGUUAGGAGCCAGUCAUUUUCAAUGAGAAAAUGCAAUUCUUAAAGGGACACUGUAGUCACCAGAACCACUACAGCUUGAUGUAGUUGUUCUGGUGUCCAUAGCAGGCGUUUCAGUGUAAACACUGCUUUUUCUGUGAAAAGGCCAAGUUUACAUUUCUGCUUAGUAAAACCUCUAGUGACAGUCACUCAGACGGCCACUAUAGAGUCCUGGGUCACUGCUGCACCAAGUGCAGCACCCAGGUUCAGUGUCUCCAAGCUCUGCAUGGAGUCACUGAAUGUUCCUCAUAGAGAUUCAUUAAUUUAGUGCAGGCCUGUCCAACCUGCGGCCUCCCGGAUGUUGCUGAACUAAAACUCCCAUGAUUCCCUGGCUAUCUUUUUCAUUGAAAGACCCAUGGGAGUUGUAGUUCGGCAACAUCUGGGGGCCGCAGGUUGGACAGGCCUGAUUUAAUGCAUCUCUAUGAGGAGAUGUGGAUUGCUUUCCUAAGGUGAGCAAAAACACCUUCCUCAUGCGAUCGGAGGGGGCAAGUACCUAAACGCACACACACUCUGACAGGCUCUCACACACACACACUCUGACAAGCUCACAUACACAAUCACUCAGACAACAGGCUUGCCCACACAAGCUCUUGACUGGCACACACACACUCUUGACAGGCACACACACACUCUUGACAGGCACGCACACACUCUGACAGGCACGCACACACAAACUCUGACACGUGCUCACACAUACUCUCUUGAAAGGCUCUCGCUCUCUCACACACACAUACAGAAACUCUGACAGGCUCUCUCUCUCACACACACUCUGACAGGCUCACUCAGGCACACACACACACACACACACACACACACACAUACACUCUCUCUCUCUGACAGGCUCACACACACUCUGACAGACUCGCACACACAAACUCUGACAGGUGCUCACACACACUCUCUUGAAAGGCUCUCGCACGCUCACACACACAUACAGACACUCUGACAGGCGCUCUCUCACACACACACAUACACACACUGACAGGCUCGCUCAGGCACACACACUCACACUCUCACUCACUCUCUCUCUCUCUGACAGGCUCACACACACUCUGACAGGCUCACAUACACUUACAUUUUUGAUUUAAUUGAAACCCACUCAGCCUCCGUACCUUUGGUAGAGCUGAGUGGGUCUUUCCUGGGGUCCAGUUGGGCUGCUCUCUUCCUUUGUGCGAAGGAGCAGUACUCUGCCUGUAGCUUAUCUCUGCUCCCUCUGUAAUGAUGCCGGAGCCAGAACUACGUGAUAUUCUGGCAUCAUUAGACAGCGCGAGGGAGCAGAGAGCAGCUGCAAGCACAGUACUGCUCCCUCGCCCGCCGCCCACAAUGCUCCUGUGGGCGGGCAGCUGCCUCCAUGCUCCUCAGGGUGGGUGGCCCCCUCCAUGCUCCUCAGAGCAGACGGCCCCAUCCAUGCUCCUCAGGGCGGGCGGCCACCUCCAUGCUCCUCAGGGCGGGCGGCCACCUCCAUGCUCCUCAGGGCGGGCGGCCCCAUCCAUGCUCCUCAGGGCAGACGGCCUCACCCAUGCUCCUCAGGGCAGGUGGCCCCAUCCAUGCUCCUCAGGGCGGCCACCUCCAAUAUUCACCGUGACGGCCGCCAUCAAAGCUCCCUCGGCGGCCACACUAACUAGAGAGCUGGCAAAUCCCAGGCACCAGGGCGAAAUUUUCAGUUGCCGUGGCGGCCUGGCGGCCUGGCGCCUGGGAUUUGUCGAGCCCUGAAUUAAUAAAUAUAUUUUUAGUAAGAGAAGCAAGCACAGAAGAUUAUUUUAAUGUAGACUUUAGAAUGUUUGUAAAAUGCUUUGGUGAAAAAGUCCACAACAUAUUCCACAGCGCUGUACAAUAAGUGGACUAACUAACAAGUAGUUGCAACAAGACCUAUUACAUAUAAGUAAAAAUUAAUGGAGCAGUGCAAAAGAAAAAGAAAAGCAGGAGAGAGAGAGAGAGAGGAAAAAAAAAACAGGUGUGGAAGGGAAAGGGGUGGAACUAUGAGGGAGAAAAGUCCUAUUAGGAAAAUACCUCUAACCUAAGUAUGUGGGAAAAUAUACAGAAAAAAAGAGGACUGUGCUUUCCCUAAAAUAGGGAUACCUUCUUGUUAAUAAAUAUUUGAACAACUAAGCUGCGUGUCACAACCAACUACAAAAAGUAUUGAACUUUUUAUAUAAAGAUAACAACCAACCAAUAAAGGUUAAACAUAUAAUUUAGUGCUCCUUGUAUAACUAAAAGGCUAUUCUUUAUAGCAAUGUUUGCAAUUCCUGUUAAUAUUCUUUUCAAAAAAAUACAUUUAAAACUGAUAGCUUUUUAUAUAUACACAAGGAUCAAUAAAUUAUAUUUUUAUCUUCAUACAAAAAGUUCAAUAUUUUUUGUAGGGGAUUGUAAGACCUAUUACAUGUAUAGGAUCAGAAGGUCUCCACAAGGAACCUGUUCAACGAGCUCACAUUCUGAGGGGUCAGGGUUGGACAAGGUGGUCUAAAAACAUUUUCCGAUAAUUUAGGUAUUGAAGUUAUCCCCAGCAUAUGAACGUUUGCAAAUUAGUGCUGUUCAGAUAAUAAUUUCAUAGUUUAACGUAAAUGUUGAUUGUUACAUUUGGUAAUCCUGCAGCACAAACAAAUUAGAGGGACACUAUAGUCAGAACAGCUGCAGCUUAUUGUAUUCGUUCUGAUGUGUAUAGUAUGUCCCCGCAGGCUUUUUAAUGUAAACACUGCCUUUUCACAUUGCUGCCUGGGAACACCUAUAGUGGCAUUCACGCUCUGUAUGGCACUAAAACGUUACUCACAGAUGCAUUGUUUGUAUUCCUGACACUAGAGUGUUCCUUUAAGUCCACUGUACAGUGCUGCAUAAUAUUUUAAUACCUUAGAAAUUAUAGUACUAAGAAAUAGAAUGAGAGAUAAAUUGCUUAAUGUAAUGCUUUCUGACUUCCUAAGUGUAUAUUUUGGCUUUGCAAAUUAUACGUUGUCAAACUCCAACCUUGGUUCUGAUUUGGUUAAAAAAAAAAAACAACUGCCUGUGAAAUACAGUUAAUUAUAAAAAAACAAAAAAAAACAACAAGUAGUAAAAGCAUAAAUUUCAAAUAAAUUAAAAGGAUAUAUAGCCUCUUAUGCCCCCUGUGUCACAUGAAGAAUAACGUAAUAAUUUAUAAUCUCAUCUAAAGGUGUUAUUUCAUAUUUCUUCACUAUACUCCUGUCUCUACACUAUUAGUCUCUACACUAAUUAGUACUUAAAGGAGCACUAUAGGGUCAAGAACACAAACAUGUAUUCCUGACUCUAUAGGGUUAAAACCACCAUCUAGCCACCCUGAUCCCCUCUCCCUAAAUAUAGUAAAAUCUUCCUUGUAUUCAAGUCUGGACCUGCUUACUUAGUCCCUGUUUCCUUUAGACCUGCCCACUGCCUGUUGACAUCAUUAGAAGUGGUAGAUUGAUCCAAUCACAGUGCUUACCCAUAGGAUUGGCUGAGACUGACGAAGAGGCAGAUCAGGGACAGAGCCAGCACAAUUCAAACACAGCCUUGGUCAAUCAGAAUAUCCUCAUAGAGAUGACUUGAAUCAACGAAUCUCUAUGAGGAAAGUUCAGUGUCUGCAUGCAGGCAGCCAUGACCCAGGAAGGAUCUCUAACAGCCAUCUGAGGAGUGGCCAGUGAAGUUAUCACUAGGCUGUAAUGUAAACACUGCAUUUUCUCCGAAAAGACAGUGUUUACAGCAAAAAGCCUGAAGGUAAUGAUUCUACUCACCAGAACAAAUUCAAUAAGCUGUAGUUGUUCUGGUGACUAUAGUGUCCCUUUAAACUGUCCUUUCAGUGAAUCUCCUAUGACCACUUCAGCCCACUGAAUAUAGUGCUAGUACACUAUGGUUGCCACUCCCCAUUUUGUAAACCAUUUUAGGGCAUUAGCUGAUUAGCUCAGCCUACCACUGUUUUACAAAUAUUCACAAAACAAUAUUGCCAAUUAGCAUGUGCAGAUUUCACCACAAAUGCCUGUGGGACAGCGCCCAUAGCCUAAAAGCACCAUAACUUCUACAACCAGUAUAGUUUUUAGAAUCCGUUAGUAAAAAUCUUUUUUAACCCUUUAUGUACCAAAGGAAGUGGAGGGGCGUGAGGGAGCAUGUGACCAGAGGGCACUAUAGUGUUAGAAAUACAUAUUUGUAUUUCUAACACUAUAAAAUCCCUUUUAAACCAUAUGAGAAUAUUUUAACCACUACAUUAAGCUGUUGUGGUUCUGGUGAUUAUAAUGGCCCUUAUGUGAGAUAAAUGAGAGAUUAGUGCCACUAAUAAUAUACUGGAUUGCCUACUUACCACCAGAUGAGGACAAUAGGGUGAUGGGCUCAGGUUGCAGUAUGGCUCCUUUGGUCUGGUGUACAUGAGGAUCUCUGGAGACUGUUUGAAACAGUGCUCACUAAAAUCAACGAACAGGAAGCAGCUUUAUUUUUUGGGGCCCUUUACACAGCUGAAGGUCUGGGCCACAGGGCCUGACCGUGAGUAUGCCUACAAGCCCGCCCAUAAGUCCACCUGCAUGGCCCACCCAUGAGUUCGCUCACAGGGAGUGGAGUGCAUGUGUGUAGGGGAUGUGUUAUGUGUUAUUGUAGACUAGAGGAUGUAAUGUGUGUGUGUUCUUAUGUAAUGUAGUGUAUAGGGAUACCAAUUUGUGUAAGGGAUGUGUAUAGGGGAUGCAGUGUGUAAGGAAUGCAUUGUGUGUUUCUGGGUGUGUGUUUAAGGGUUGCAAAGUGUGUUUCUGUGUAUGUUAUGUAAUGCAGUGUGUGUCUGUAAGGGGUGCAUUGAGUGUGUGUAAGAAAUGCAUUUUGUUUCUAGUGCGUAAGGGAUGCACUGUGUGUUAUGGUGUGUCUGUGUGUGAGUAGGGAUGCAUUGUAUGUUUCUGUGUGUGUGUGUGUGUAGGGAUGCAUUGUAUGUUUCUGUGUGUGUGUGUGUGUGUGUGUGUGUGUGUAGGGAUGCAUUGUAUGUUUCUGUGUGUGUGUAGGGAUGCAUUGUGUAUUUCUGUGUAUGUGUAAGGAUGCAUUGUGUGUGUGUGUAAUUUGAAAGAGAGGGUUUGUGGGGUAGGAUAGGGGUUGAGAGGGGAGCAGCUCUUUAUUAUUAUUUUUUUGUGCUCUCCCCUUCCCUCCUGUCCCUCAGUGCUCUCCCCCUUGCUCCUGUCCCUCAGUGCUCUCCCUUGGCCCCCUGUCCCUUAGUGCUCUGCCCACCUGUCUCUGAGAGCUUCCUCCUCCUGUCCCUUAGUGAUCUCCCCUAUCCCUCUGUCCCUUAGUGAUCUCUCCUCCCCUCCCUUAGUGAUCUCUCCUCCCCUCCCUUAGAGCUGUCCGCUCCGUCCUUGGAGAUCUCCUCUGCCCCAUGUACCUUAGUGGUCUCUCCCUUCUCUUUCCUGUCCCUCAGUGUUCCUCUCCCCUCCCUGUCCCUUAGUGGUUUUCCCACCGCUCCCUCCUAAGUGGUUCUCUCCCUCCUCCCCCCCAAGUGGUCCUCUCCCUCUUCCCCCCCUUAGUGGCACUCGUCUCGCCCAACCCCUUAGUUACCCUCUCACUCUCCCCUCAGUGGUCCUCGCACCUACCCCCUCAGUGGUCCUUCCUCCCUCCUCCACCCCCUUAGUGGUCCUCCCUCUCCACACCCUUAGUGGUCCUCCCUCUCCACACCCUUAGUGGUCCUCUCCCUCCUCCCCUUAAUAGUCCUCUCCUUGGUGGUCCUCAUCUCUCCCACCCCUUAGUGGCCCUCUCACUCCCCUUAGUGGUUCUUGCCCCUACCCCUCUUAGUUGUCCUUCCUCCCUACCCCACCCCCUUAGUGGUCCUCCCUCUCCACCCCCUUAGUGGUCCUCCCUCUCCACUCCCCUACCCCUUGGUGGUCCUCCCUCUCCCCCCUACCCCUAAGCUCCUAAGUGGUCCUCCCUCUUCCCCAAUCCCUUAGUUGCCCUCUCCCUUAGUGGUUCUCACCCCUACCCCCCUUAGUGAUCCUUCCUCCCCCCCACCCCUUUAGUGGUCCUCCCUCUCCACGUCCUAAGUGGUCCUCCCUCCCCCCCCCCACCCCUAAGCCCCUUAGUGGUUCUCCCUCUCCCCCAACCCCAUAGUGAUGUGUGUGUGUGUCCCCUCAAAACCCUUAGUGGUCCUCCCCCCCCAUCUUAGUGGUCCUCCCUCCCCCCUUGUGUUACCCUCCCUGUUGUGCCUCCUACCUACCUUUGUAGCGUGGCCAGGUGUCGCAGACCGCGGUACAGGAGCUUCUGUUUCCUGUACCUGGCCGGACUGAAAGGAAGAGCUCUCUCAGUGAGCACUUGAUGUCAGUCUGGCCGGGUACAGGAAACCGAUGUUCCUGUACCGCGGUCCGCACCGACUGGCUACGCUACACUGAGUGACCGGUAGGAGGGAGUGCUGUGCGCUACCCUCCUGCCGGUCACUCAAAUAUGGUGCGCCCUAGGCAACUGCCUAAGUCGCCUAUAGGAGGCGCCGGCCCUGCUCCUGUCACUAUAACAACUUAAUUUCGAUGAAGUUAUUAUGGUGCCCAGAUUGUUUAUUUAACUUCAGCAGUAGUCCCAAAGCAAUGCAAAAUUAUUUAACAUGAAUUUUGUGAUCCUAGAAAAGCUCAAAGUUUAGGAAAGACUAUUACAAUUCUUUUGAUCAAAAAUCUAGGAAAUAAGUUCACCAAAAGUUAUAAGCUUGUAAUUAAACACAAAUGCUUGCACAUGUUUAGAGAAGUACAGAUAAAAAUUGAAAAAGUCAUUUGAAAAUAACAAAGUACAGUUUUUCUGAAAUACAUUUCUUUGUUUUUUGAAAAUAUUCCUACAGUAGCUCAGAAUAAAACGAUUUAGUGAGCUUGUCUAUAAAUGUUUUGUAAAAUAAAUUUUGUAAAUAUGUCUAAAAUAAUAUUUCUAUUUUUAGCCAGAAUACAGAUGAUACCGCAAGCUGUAUACCUGCUGUUUGGACUAUUAGAAAAUGGGCACACAGUCUACGUACAUUGUAAUGCUGGCGUUGGCAGGUCUACCGCAGCAGUGUGUGGUUUUCUCAUGUAUGUUAUUGGUUGGAGUCUGCGCAAGGCACAAUAUUUUCUUGCUUCAAGAAGACCUGCUGUCUACAUAGACAAAGUAGCUAUGAUAGCAGCAGCAGAAGACUUUCAUCAGAAGUUUGGUCAUGUUCGUUCCAGUGUGUGCAGAAUAUGA